This is a messenger RNA of Mesitornis unicolor (brown roatelo), 2046 nucleotides long. RefSeq names its product casein kinase 1, delta (gene CSNK1D). The record is from RefSeq and is a predicted model, not a curated record. Gene Ontology annotation, molecular function: ATP binding; protein serine/threonine kinase activity. Gene Ontology annotation, biological process: signal transduction; peptidyl-serine phosphorylation; non-motile cilium assembly. Gene Ontology annotation, cellular component: spindle microtubule; cytoplasm; nucleus. NCBI's taxonomy places the organism in Eukaryota, Metazoa, Chordata, Aves, Mesitornithiformes, Mesitornithidae. The coding region runs from base 100 to 1158 and encodes 352 amino acids. The transcript is spliced from 9 exons.
UUAGGAACAGAUAUUGCUGCCGGAGAGGAGGUUGCAAUUAAGUUGGAAUGUGUGAAAACCAAACAUCCUCAGCUCCACAUCGAGAGUAAAAUCUACAAAAUGAUGCAGGGUGGAGUGGGUAUUCCCACAAUUAAGUGGUGUGGAGCUGAAGGGGACUACAACGUAAUGGUGAUGGAGCUGUUGGGACCCAGUCUUGAAGAUCUCUUCAAUUUUUGUUCAAGGAAAUUCAGUCUCAAGACAGUCCUAUUGCUCGCUGACCAAAUGAUUAGUCGAAUUGAAUAUAUUCACUCUAAGAACUUCAUCCACCGAGACGUGAAGCCGGAUAACUUCUUAAUGGGGCUGGGGAAGAAAGGCAAUCUUGUCUACAUAAUAGACUUUGGAUUAGCAAAGAAGUAUCGAGACGCUCGAACUCACCAACAUAUUCCAUAUCGUGAAAAUAAAAACCUAACAGGAACUGCCCGUUACGCAUCCAUCAACACUCAUCUUGGAAUUGAGCAAUCUCGCAGAGAUGACUUGGAGUCCUUGGGCUAUGUACUGAUGUAUUUUAACCUGGGCUCCCUCCCCUGGCAGGGACUGAAAGCAGCUACAAAGAGGCAGAAAUACGAACGUAUCAGUGAAAAGAAAAUGUCUACACCAAUUGAGGUUUUGUGUAAAGGAUAUCCUUCUGAAUUUGCCACAUACUUGAAUUUCUGCCGUUCUUUGCGUUUUGAUGACAAACCGGACUAUUCCUAUCUAAGGCAGUUAUUCAGAAACCUCUUCCACAGACAAGGGUUCUCCUAUGACUAUGUGUUUGACUGGAACAUGCUGAAAUUUGGUGCAAGCAGAGCAGCUGAAGAUGCUGAACGUGAAAGGCGAGAACGAGAGGAAAGGCUGAGACAUACGCGAAAUCCAGCGGUGCGUGGGCUGCCUUCCACUGCGUCUGGCAGGCUGAGAGGAACACAAGAUGUAGCUCCUUCUACUCCUCUUACCCCAACUUCACAUGCUGCCAACACCUCUCCUCGGCCAGUGUCUGGUAUGGAGCGAGAAAGGAAAGUGAGUAUGAGAUUGCAUCGUGGUGCCCCCGUCAAUAUCUCGUCGUCUGACUUAACAGGCCGACAAGAUACCUCUCGCAUGUCAACUUCACAGAAUAGCAUUCCUUUCGAACACCAUGGCAAGUAGCUGCUCGUCUCCUUUCGUUGGAAGGCAGCACUGGAUUCCUGCUCGGGUCACUCCCAGUGUGCUCCAGUCUGCUGUGCACCGAUGAGAACUGUGUUGCCGUGGAGGGCAGAUAAUGCAUGGCUGAUCUCCUAUGUUACCAAUGGCUUUACUAGCAAAAAUCCCCUAAACUAGAGUGGAAAUGUGACGGUUGGAGUUCUCCAUGUGACUUAAGGGCACUUGGAGGAACAGGGACAGACUCCAGCAGCUGCCGUUGCAGGACGCUUGUGCCAGAAACCCAAUGACCUUAAGAGAGCCCUGUGGUGACAGGGCUGGAAAAGAAAGAUGGUUUACAGAGUGGACCGCCUGCAUUCGGAUGGCCGUUUCAGUUCUCCCUCCACAGGCGGCAGACUUUACCCCCUUUUUAUUAUUCUACUGUAACUAUAAAUCUUUUACUUGGUUUAAGGAAGUUUUUUGUAUCAUUUUGCUAAAAUUAUUGGCUUAAUUCUCUGUAAAGAACUCUUGCUUUUGUCUGAUUUAAAAAUGUAGAAUAUAAACAAACCUAAAUACAAUGACUUGAAAUUUCUUGUUAAAAAAAAAUUAGUCUGGCAGGGAACAUGUAAAUGAAUCAAAACCAUCUGACUUUAUUUAAGCUGUUUGCUUAUUUGUAUGGUCCCGUUCUGACUGAGACUGUUUUCUCAUGAAAUUUGUAAAACUGUUAGAAUUUUACUUUGCUGUUUGCUGUCGUCAUUCACACUCAACUUUCCGUGUAACACAAAGGAAUUUUAAUACUCGUUCUUUUUCAUAAAAGAGGAGAAAUAAAUAACGUGCAGGAGAGUCUAAGUAUAGUAGAGAUGGUUAUAAGUAAUUCCUGUUUUUGUAAAGCACAUGAAGGACAAAGCGAAAGACUGG